AUGGCAAUCGAAAUAACUAUUUCAUCCUAUCGACCAUUACGAUGUUCAUUCGCAUGUAAUCAUCACGGUGAAUGCGUCAAAUAUAUUAAUCACAAUGAUGAAAAUUCAUUAUAUUACUGUCGAUGUGAUCCUGGAUGGUCGGGUAAAGAUUGCACAAUUAAACAUGAUACAUGCAAUCUUUGUGCUCGUGAUUCAUUGUGUAUGUAUCAAAAUAUUUGUAUUUGUCCUCUUGGUAAAGAGGGAUCUCGAUGUUAUCUUAAAUCGACUACAUGUUCAUCCUCAUUAGACCGUUGUCAAAAUGGUGGUUUAUGUAUACCAUCGGAUAUGCGGCGAAGAAAAAAUAAUAUCUAUUGUUUAUGUCCAGAAGGCUUUUCCAAUCAAAUAUGUAGCAAAUUAGACCUAAAAGUUCGAGUAGAAUUUCAUUCAAAUAUUGAAAUUCCACAAUCGAUUAUUAUUUAUUUAAUUCAACAUACGAUAAUGACGACUAAUAAACCUGUUUCAAUAUAUAAGAAGAUUCCCUUUGAUCAAAAUUCAAUUAGUUUUUAUACACCAAAUCGUUUCUUUCUAGCAUUCAUGGCACUAUCUAUGAAUGAAUACUAUUUGACCUAUACAAUUCAUGACAAUAAUUCAUUGAUGAAUGAAAACAAUCGAAGAACAAUUUUAAUGAGAGUUCAAUCAGAUCGACGUUGUCGACACGUUCGUGAAUUACUGAAUAGAACAUUAAUCUCUCUUCAUCUUCUUCGACGUAUUAAAUAUUAUCAAUUACCAUGUAAACAACAAUGGAAUUUAGCUUGUUUUUAUGAUGAAAAAUAUAUGUGUUAUUGUACAAAUAGAAAUGAAAGUCGCGAAGCCCAAUGUUUCACAAUUGGUCACAAUGAAAUGAAUUCAUGUCAAGGAAUGAGUAAUGGUGGUUGUCUUAAUGGAGCUCGAUGUUUUCAGGAUCAAUUAAUCUGUCCGACAAUGGUUACGUGUGUUUGUGCAGAAUGUUUUUAUGGAACACAUUGUCAAUUUACUACGCAAGGCUUUGGUCUUUCACUCGAUGCUAUCCUUGGCUAUCACAUUCAAUCAAAUGUUCCGUUUCUACGGCAACCACUAGUUAUUAAAGUGAGUGCCUUGUUAGUAACAAUCAUGGUAAUAAUUGGUCUAUUAGGAAAUCUUCUCUCAAUAUUGACUUUUCAUUCGAAAACUAUAUGUGAAGUUGGCUGUGGUUUGUAUUUAUUUGCUAAUGCAAUUAUUUCUCUUCUUACGAUCGUCUUCUUAAUGGCUAAAUUCUCGUUACUUGUUCUUUCACAAAUGACAAUCAUUGUUCAACGAUCAUUUCUUAUAUUCAAUUGUCGUUCAAUGGAUUUUAUUCUAGGUGCUUGCUUGAGUAUGGGUGAUUGGCUCAGUGGAUGUGUAGCAAUCGAACGAGCUUUUGUAACAUACAAAAGAACUUCUUUCAAUAAAACUAAAAGUCGAAAAAUAGCUAGAUGGAUAAUUCUAGUUGUUUGCUCUGUUACAUUAUUGACACGUAUAUAUGAUCCAAUUCAUCGCAAUCUACUAGAUGAUAAUGAAGAACAACGAAUAUGGUGCAUGAUUACAUACAAUAGUUUCUAUCAAAUGUUGAAUUCAACUAUAACUAUGUUUCAUUUCACUGUACCGUUUGCAAUUAAUUUGAUUUCGGCCCUUUUCAUUAUAUUCAUGGUUGCUCGACAAAGAGCAUUUGUUCAUAAAGAACAAACAUAUAAACAACAUAUUCUUCAACAAUUUCGUCGACAUCAACAUAUUAUAAUUUCUCCUUGUAUUUUGACUGCACUGGCAAUAUCUCGUUUGAUUUUUUCAUUUUUACCUGGCUGUAUGAAUUCGCCUCGUAAUCCUUGGCUUUUCUUUAUUGCAUAUAUUAUUUCAUUUAUGCCGUCAACUUUAAUGUUCGUCGUAUACAUAUUACCUUCGAAAAUUUACAGAGGCGAAUGUAGAAAUGUUCUUACUCAUAUUUCACAACGAUUAUAUUCGCGAUAA
Molecule: messenger RNA, 1998 nt
Organism: Rotaria sp. Silwood1
Lineage: Eukaryota; Metazoa; Rotifera; Eurotatoria; Philodinida; Philodinidae
Source: the annotation of a GenBank genome assembly